CUCUCUCUCUCGUGCGCGCGCGCGUGUCUUAAUUAAUUGGACUUCUCUUCUUCUUCUUUUCCUCUUCUUAUUCCUAUGUCUCAUGCCUUCAUGCUCAUGCCUCGGCUCAGUUUGUAUCAUGAAUAAACUAUCUAUCUAACUUACCAACCUAACUAACUAACCGACCCAACUUAACUGCCAAAGUUAAUCAAAUUAUGUUAUGGUAUGUUAUGCUACGUGAAGUUAAGUUAUUUAUUGAUUGCGAAGCGCUUUAUGUGACCUCUGAUCUGAUGUCUCAUGCUGGUGUGUUGCUGGUGUGUUGCUGUUGCUGGUGCCGCUAUAAAAUUCCCUCCCGGUUGCGUUUUAGCUUCCUUCUUUCUUCCUUUCUACUGUGUCCCUCUCUCUCUCUGUGUGUGUGUGUGUUAGCUUCAUAUCUCUCUGGAGGUAGACAGACAGCUCGGUUCUACUAUGCUGUUCAGCUCUAUUACUGGCUGGCAGUCCCCAGUCCCAGUCCCAGUCCCCGUCCCCGUCCCAGUGCUAAUCCAGUCCCUACCUACCUACCUACCUAGUCCACACUCUCCCCUCCCCUCACCUCUCCAGGCACCCAUUUUCUUUUUUCUUUUUGCCUUGCGCCUCGGUGUCGGUGUCGGUUCGGUGUCUU
Aspergillus heteromorphus CBS 117.55 is the source of this 640-nucleotide messenger RNA. RefSeq lists its product as uncharacterized. The record is from RefSeq and is a predicted model, not a curated record. Lineage: Eukaryota; Fungi; Ascomycota; Eurotiomycetes; Eurotiales; Aspergillaceae. The coding region runs from base 195 to 548 and encodes 117 amino acids. The transcript has 2 exons.